This is a messenger RNA of Protopolystoma xenopodis, 348 nucleotides long. NCBI's taxonomy places the organism in Eukaryota, Metazoa, Platyhelminthes, Monogenea, Polystomatidea, Polystomatidae. The record is from the annotation of a GenBank genome assembly.
AUGCGGGACGCGUCCCCUCUCCAAGAGUGCCGCUUCUCCUGCCAGUUUCGCACCUCUCGUCCACAUCAUCACACUUUAGGCGUGCUGAAACGCAUCAGGGGACAGCCGGGCGGGACGGCUUUGAAAAAUCACAUUAGACCACUUUCUUUUAUCGGCACUCUACCGACUAUCGCACUAGACACACCUUUUUCCACCACCGCUCAGACCAGGCUUCCCCCCUCUGGCGGUCAAGCCUCUGAGAGGGACCGCGACAGUGCACCCACUCGUCUGUGCUCUCCUAAAACUCAUCUACCGAUCAUCAUCCAGUUGGCCUGGCAACCUGCUUGCUUGGGGCGACGCGACAGCUGA